AUGGCGUACUUUCCGAGGUAUUAUGGUGGAGGAUGCACGUUUCCAGCGGAGUGGACGGGUAGUUGGUUCCAAUCCGGCUACAUAGGGCUCAUCGCCAUCAACUCAACCCAUAUACAGUCCAAGGGGGAGUGCUCAGAAACGGAGUCGUACGAUAAGUUUCUGCUUUACGACAGGACCUACGAAUGCUACAGAUGUAUGGUGAUACACGAAAAGCACAAAUACGUACUGCAAUAUAAAGAGACGUUUUGCAGUCAGAAGGACUCACUAUCGUCCAUUUGCGAGGAGAUAAGUGGGGAUGCACCGCUAUACUCGAUGUUCAGAAAGGAACCGAGGCCUGAGCCCGAGUCGUGUCCUUUCCAUCCAGCCCCGUUCACUUUUACGUAUAGCAGAGGUUCCGGCGAUUGUGCGUAUCCGCCGUCUCGCGCGGAGUCGUGUACGGACGACUCGAGGCUCUUGCUUAGGUACAUGGCGUGUCCGGACGUCCCCGGGACCGAGAGUAAUGUGGAAGAACUCGUUUGUCUUGCCACGUGGAAGGAGGGCUCCACUAGAUACCUCGUCGGUCAGAUAUCUCAAGUGCAAAGGAGGAAUUCUAUCGCCUCAGAUGAAGAUACAUAUAGAUGCUUCAUAUACAAAGGCCAACACGGCGAUAAGAGUACGUCAUACAUAAUAGCGCAGUCCGGUGACGCGACGUGCAACGGCCUCUCGUCGCCCACCGACGGGAGUCGCACUAUGAAACUUACGACAAGUGACGACGAACACAACAGAUGUCACUUUCCCAAUUGGAUUGUGGAGCAUCAUAAAUGGUACAGCCUCGACCACACACACCAGUAUAGGUUCACAACCAAAAAUGCUACUUUGAAGAUUAUGAACACAGAUGGUUCCUUCGAAGAGAAACGUCUCGUGUGUCACUCGAUUCUUGAACAGAAAGAUAAUAAACAUAUUAAAUUGGUGGCGCACGUCACUAAAGGAUGCAUGUCGGGUCACGUGUGCCUCAAGUUUUACCAUCGCGAGGGGAAUGUUCUGGAAUUGCAACAAGGUGCGGAGCUUUGGGAGCAACCGCAGGACGCGUGCUCUGAAUCUGCCAACCCUACUUUUGUGACUCUUAUAACCACUACGCCCACGCCCAUGCCGUGUCCCAUCGCUGGGCGAUACAGCGUGUUGAAUUCACUAGCAGACAGACGACGUCGGCGGCAACAACUAGGCAAUGGUGAUUCCGAUGUCGAAACAGCGGCGGAAUGUGUGUCCGGAGAUUACGAGAGUGCGAGCAUCGGUUGCGGACACUCCCAAGACACUAUAGAGUUCAAAUCCGCCUGCACUAGUACGGUCUACAAGUGUUAUGGAAGUUGGCGUGAAGGCUCACGAGGUUUCCUCAUAGCAGCCCCGCAGGCUCGCACUUCAAACCAGCACAGGACUUUCUGCUUUAUGUACACCAGACAUAAUGAGACGGGAGGUGGUGGCGGGUCUGUUUCACUAAGCGCUGUGGGACGCGCGUGUGACCGCGCCGCGGUACCAGGGCGACAUGGGGACAAGGCGUACAAUCUUACUAGUAAUGGUACAUGUGAACAAAGCAGCCAAUUCAACAGUGUCGCGCAUCGUCUCUUGCCCGCGGCGUUGCUUGCACUCUCCCUCGCACUACUCGCGCUCAGA
Brenthis ino (lesser marbled fritillary) is the source of this 1647-nucleotide messenger RNA. The record is from the annotation of a GenBank genome assembly. Lineage: Eukaryota; Metazoa; Arthropoda; Insecta; Lepidoptera; Nymphalidae.